AUGGGUAUCUCUAUUGAUGCACUUCAUCGCGUCGAUCCACAGGAGAGUACCGGUACAAUGACGUUUCUUUGGCUGUGCGCUUUUGUUAUUACUUUACAUCCUGAUGGCCUAUUUGGAUUCAAGUCUGCGGGUGGUGAUUGCGUGAUUCAGAGGGACCAUUGCAGAGAGCUUCUUGUCUUUUGGUGCUUUGGAGUGAAUCAUGUCAGCCAUGAGGAAAAGCGCGUUUAUCUAUUGGUGUCGUCAAUCUUUAUUUCAUUUCUGGUGGUUGGUUACCAAGCAACGGGCGAUUUCUCUGAAGAGUGUCCGCCAAUGCAAGUCUUUUGUGGGUGGAUUGUAUCAGCAACAAGUAACAACAUCCAUAUCAAGCUUUAUCCCAUCAUCUGGUUUUCUCGUUAUCGGCAAUACGGUGGGCGUCCUGAAAUGAAGUUCUCUUAG
This is a messenger RNA of Lichtheimia ornata, 435 nucleotides long. RefSeq lists its product as uncharacterized. The transcript has 3 exons. The coding region runs from base 1 to 435 and encodes 144 amino acids. Lineage: Eukaryota; Fungi; Mucoromycota; Mucoromycetes; Mucorales; Lichtheimiaceae. The record is from RefSeq and is a predicted model, not a curated record.